GCACAUGUGGUAAUAUAUCGACAUUUAAAAAUGUUAUUAUCUAUGUGUCGUGUGUUCGUUUUAUCUUGUUCAAAUAGUGACACAGAAAAAACUGGAAUGUAAUGAUUAUCUGUCAAUAAGUAAAACAACAUAAAUAUGGAUGUUAAAGAAUUAGUGUGUUGGUCUUGUGUCGGAAUUUGUUCUUUGCUACUAAUAAUUUGUGGGGGGAGUGCCCAAGUUCACCGUAUCUCAUACUGCAGAGACCAACCUUUUUUCACCACUGGAUGCUCAAGCGACAUUGACAACCCUGCGUUGAUCAUACACAAUGUCACCUAUGGAUACUCGAAUAUUUCAUCAACCAACUGCACCGAUCCACUUGAGGAUGUAUGCGAAGAGCCAAUGUCUUCAAUCCAACUGCAGAACGAAUUUCAGAAGCUUUCCUCCAUGCCAAGCUACCCUGCAAACCAGAUACCGCAAACCACAGCACCAAAGCAUUGCGCUGGCUUUACAAGACAGCAGCCGGCUAUGAUGAUCUACUAUCUAGAGUGUGUCCCAUAUAGCAGCAUUGCAAGGGACAUGUGUACAGAGGGCAGUGUGACAGGACCGCGCGUGUCUGUGAUGAACGACAACUACCCCGGACAAAGGGAUCGAGCGCCCUACCACCUGUGUAAAUGCGAAAUCUUCGGACCCGAGAGCGAAGUGGUCGUGGAAAAACUGGGUUCGAGACUAAACUGUUCAGAUCAGCAUCUUACACAGAACCUGACGCUCUACGGUCAUAAUGAGAGUCAAUUGUACACGUGGGAAUGCGAUACAUUUGUUUUUGGCCAAACAUUCAAUUUAAGUGGCAGCAACUGGACACUGGUAUGGAAUGGUCAUAUAAAUGGACCCUUUGGGAAUUUCUGGAUCGGAUUCAAAGCUAAAGACAACACAAAUAUAACAAUAUCCUGCCGACCAAUACCGGAUCCAACCACAACCACCUCGACAACCACCACAGCUACCACAACCACAACUAUAACCACAACCCACAUCACGGCUACCAUACUCCAUAAUGGUACACAGCAAAGGGAUACUGACGGAUCCUUACACGUCAACGCUACACCGACCGGAAACAGUCACGUGGUCACCACGGAGAUGCAAGAUCAGACCACUACAAGUUUAUGGCUCUAUGUGGGCGGGGGUGCCUGCGGCCUAGUGGUCCUCAUAGUGGUUAUCUCCGUGGUGGUCUGUGUGCGCAGGAGAGGACAACCACAGAUUAUCGAGUUGGACUCAAUCAAACUACCACCCGAAAUCAUUCCGGAAACGACGGGCUCCAGGAUAGAACCGAAGAUUCCAAGGCAUCCUGACAAGCGUUCCGGAGGACAUCGGUCGGCCAGCGAGGUCGGAAACAUUGUCGAACAUCGGCGGUCGAGUACUUCGAAACAACAUGACGAGGCGUCAUCGAGUAAACGAAGAUCCGACUCAAUUGAACUGAAGACAAAAGACGAACGAGUCAAACACCGACGAGAAUACGCCAAUGAUUCACAUGUGACAAAACAAGACGGCUAUGAUCCACCCAGAAGAUCAGAAAAACGGACCAAAAGACAGAGAUCAACUGAGGAGAAAGGCACACAUAAAGAGAGAGAAGAUCAAAUGCCGGGAACAUCGUCACGUCCGGCGGAAUCUGUCAGUAAUCCUAGAUCUGAUCCUAGUGCGCGAGACAACCAGGUGAAGCGCGACAAGCGAAGCCAUCGAAAAUAAAACAAAGGGAGACAACCUCGCGACAGGCAACGUACUUCGUGAGGGACCUAUCCGAGCAAUAGCAGUCUUUGCCCGAGCGAUACUGAACAAAGGUCGAGCUAUGACGUUUUCUUAAAGAUGAAAGUUUAAAUUACACAAUUAUACACAUACAAGAACAGACUUGUUUAUUUUAUAAGUUUAGUUAUAAUCCUUCAGAUAACUGUAGAGAUAUUGUACAUCAUUUAAUUAUAUAUGUUCUUUUACUAAUUGAUUUCUUUUUUCUCUGAUUAUAUCAAUAGUGUAUAUAAAUUGAGGAAUAUGAAAUUGUUACUGCACUUUAUAUAGUUAUUGUAUGUUUUUUUUCGAAUAUAUUUAUACAAUGUUAUAGUAGUUAUUAAAAUUACCUGUUAAAUUUCAUUCCUUAAUACCGUACUGUAUGCGGUUCCGUUUGAUAGUAAGGUUUUGCGGUGUUUAACAAGUAAAAAUAACAUAAACUCUUGUAAAUAGAUAUGGACACAUUUCUAACAUAUAUACGAGAAUAGACAAUAUAUUUCAAUUAUUUAAAGCAAAUGGGGACUUGUCCAACUUCGAAUAUAGUUGACCGUUAUUUUAGUCUGACCCUUAACGAAGAAUCGUCCGCGUUUGACAAAUUUCAUGACCGGGGUUUAAGUCUGGAAGGGGAAUCGUCAGUCUAGCCAUAUUUCAUGAACUGGGUUAUAGUAUUUAAUGUUAUUCGUCCGCCUUUUAAAAUUCAAUGGCCGGGGUUAAGUCCGGACGGGGAAAUUGUCCGGAUAUCAGAAUCAACCGCGGGUUAAUUUGCUUUACAUAAAAGUUUAACCCAUUUAUGCCUAGCGUAUAGAAAAAAGGCCUUGGCAAACAUAAUGCGGCGUCUCAUCUGGGUCUGCGCUGUUUGCUUAAAGGAAUUUCUGUAAGAAAUAUUCUAAAUAUAGAAAUAAAUAUACUAGACAUCCCUAAUUGAUUCAAUUUAGAAGGAUGGGAGAUUCCACAAUGCAUUAAUGGGUACAUAGAUUCGUACGAGAUCGCUUAUACAAGAGGAAUACUCUAGUAAUUAAUCUUAUCGAUUUGUUGUUUUUCCAGCUAGAAAGUAUUAUAUUGUUGAUGAAUUUGUUCUGAAGAUCAAUAUGAUCAAUGGCUAGAUCAUGGCAUAAAGUAAUUGAUUUUUAUCCAUUCGCAUUGUGUAUGAUAAUAUGUUGUUGCUUUACUUUUCCGUGAUUAGUUGCAUGGCACAUAGCUAAAGUGUAAACUUAAUGUUUUAGAAUAUAAGCGGCAUUUAUA
Dreissena polymorpha is the source of this 2991-nucleotide messenger RNA. RefSeq lists its product as uncharacterized. Lineage: Eukaryota; Metazoa; Mollusca; Bivalvia; Myida; Dreissenidae. The record is from RefSeq and is a predicted model, not a curated record. Bases 136 to 1716 code for a protein of 526 amino acids. The transcript has 8 exons.